AUGCAUAUCUGGAUACUAAAAAUAAUCCUUCUGGUUGCAUCAUCUCUGAGGCUGGUUGAGAUGUAUGGCAAUUAUGGAGAGAUCUGCCGAAACCUUUGUACAUGUGAGGAGAAGGAAGGAAUCCUGACGGUGAGCUGUGAGAACCGGGGGAUCAUCAGACUGACAGAGAUCAGCCCAGUUCAGUUCCCCAUGUACCACCUCCUGCUGACAGGGAACCUCCUAAAGAAACUGUCAGUCAAUGAUUUCAUCAAUUACACCGGGGUGACCAUCCUGCACUUGGGGAACAAUGACAUCUCUGAGAUAGAGUCAGGUGCUUUCAAUGGACUCCAGGGAUUGAAGAGGUUACACCUGAAUAACAAUAAGAUUGACAUUCUGAGGGAUGACACCUUUGCAGGACUAGAGAGUUUGGAAUAUCUACAGAUUGACUAUAAUUAUAUCACCAAUAUAGAGCCCAACGCCUUGAGCAAACUCCACCAACUAACAGUGAUGAUUUUGAAUGACAACCUGCUCUCUGCACUCCCUCAGAAUAUCUUCCGUACUGUCCCCCUCACACACUUGGAUCUGAGGGGGAACCGAUUAAAAAUGUUUCCCUACAUCGGCCUCCUCGAACACAUGGACAAAGUUGUGGAAUUACAACUAGAAGAAAAUCCGUGGAAUUGUUCCUGUGAGCUCAUUGCGCUAAAGGCCUGGCUUGAGAGCAUAUCCUAUACAGCUCUAGUGGGAGAAGUGGUGUGUGAGACGCCAUUCAGGCUUCACGGCCGGGACCUGGAUGAGGUGUCCAAGCAGGAGCUUUGCCCGAGAAGACCCCUAGAAGAUACAGUCAGGCCAGCACCUCCAAGCAGCACCAAUGGAUAUUACCAGACCACACCAGCUGCGGUCACAGCCUCUGCCACAUCUUCGGCUGUUUUCAGGUCCUCUUCUAGGCCUACCAAGGGCGCACGGCCAUUUAACAGAACUAGGUUAAAGCCCACCUCUCGAUUACCUGGCGGUAACCCUUACAACUAUGGCCAAAUCAUUACUUUUCAAACCAAAUCUCCCGUGCCUUUGGACUGCCCCACUGCCUGCACAUGCAAUCUGCAGAUUUCUGAAAUUGGGUUAAAUGUCAACUGCCAAGAGAGAAAGAUUGAGAGUAUUUCUGAUCUGAAGCCCAAGCCAUACAACCCUAAAAAAAUGUAUCUCACGGGAAAUUACAUCCCCGUGGUACGGAGAUCAGAUUUUGUUGAUGCCACUGGAUUGGAUCUGCUUCACCUUGGAAACAACAGGAUAACUCUGAUCCAUGACCGGGCUUUUGGGGAUUUAACCAACCUGCGUAGGCUGUAUUUAAAUGGUAAUCUCAUGGACAGGCUUACAGGGGAAAUGUUUUUUGGCUUGCAAAACUUGCAGUAUCUUUAUUUAGAGUACAACAAAAUCAAGGAGGUGGAUGCAGGCACCUUCCACUACCUCCCUAAUCUCCAACUGCUUUUCCUCAACAACAACCUCCUUAAAACCUUACCCACAGGCAUCUUUUCCAGUCUUUCCCUGUCUAGGCUUAAUUUGCGCAACAACAAUUUCCAAAACCUGCCUGUGAGUGGUGUUUUAGAUCAGCUGAAACUGCUGGUGCAGAUAGAUCUGUUUGAAAACCCCUGGGACUGUUCCUGCGACAUAGUGGGGAUGAAGAUAUGGCUCGAACAGCUCAGUGCAGGCACUGUGGUCAAUGAGGUUGUGUGUGAGACACCCAAACGCCACACAGGGAUGGACCUACGUUCCAUCCAAUCAGAGCAGCUGUGCCCUGACUACUCCGAUAUGUACAUCUCACCAACUGACCCAACGGUAGAGCCCAUGGAUGAUCACGCCGUCACAACAGAUGCUCCCCAGAAAAUCAACUCCCAUAGCAGCACUGUCCCCCUCUCUGUCCUCAUCCUCAGCCUCUUGCUUGUUUUCAUCCUGUCUGUCUUUGUGGCUGCAGGGCUCUUUGUUGUGGUAAUGAAAAGACGCAAAAAGUCCCAGUCCGACCGUACUAGCACCAACAAUUCUGAUGUCAGCUCGUUUAACUUGCAAUACAGCCUCUACAGCAACCGUUCCGGUCCUAAAGUCAAAGCCCCUGCUGGCCACGUCUAUGAGUACAUUCCUCAUCCCAUGGGCCACAUGUGCAAAAACCCCAUUUACAGGUCACGAGAAGGGAACACGGUGGAGGAUUACCGUGACCUGCAUGAGCUCAAGGAUGCCGACCAUUUCUUCAGAGGCAUACUGGAGCCGGAUAAGCAGUCCCCCCAUCAGUCUAUUCCGGCAGGGGCCAAUUUAGAGUACAAGUACACUGGGCCUGUGUCAUACACAUACAACCCAAAUUUUGAUGUCAGACGUCAGUUCUUGCACCCGGAGAGGAUAAGAGAAACGGUGCUCUAUGGCACAGCACCCAGUACUGUUUAUGUGGAGCCCAACAGGAACGAGUACUUGGAGCUAAAAGCUAAACUGCAGUCUGAGCCCGAUUACCUUGAAGUUCUUGAGAAACAGACCACCUUUAGCCAGUUUUGA
Molecule: messenger RNA, 2511 nt
Organism: Menidia menidia (Atlantic silverside)
Lineage: Eukaryota; Metazoa; Chordata; Actinopteri; Atheriniformes; Atherinopsidae
Source: the annotation of a GenBank genome assembly